Molecule: messenger RNA, 8492 nt
Organism: Drosophila busckii
Lineage: Eukaryota; Metazoa; Arthropoda; Insecta; Diptera; Drosophilidae
Gene: RhoGEF2
Product: A-kinase anchor protein 13
Exons: 23
Coding region: 132-7949 (2605 amino acids)
Biological process (GO): G protein-coupled receptor signaling pathway
Cellular component (GO): cytoplasm
Molecular function (GO): guanyl-nucleotide exchange factor activity; G protein-coupled receptor binding
Source: RefSeq, a predicted model, not a curated record
UGCAAAUGUGUUUGUGUAUGUAAAUACUUAAUGAAAAAAGAUCGCACUCAUUUCGUAUGCCUCAUUGCAAUUAACAAUUGCCAUCUUUGGACUCUUAAUUCCUCUGUAUAAAAGCCAACGCAAUAAACUCUAUGGAUGACCCAUCAAUCAAAAAACGAUUGAUUGAGUUUGGCACCGACGAUCAUGGGUACGAUGAGGUCCAGGAGCUGCCAGAGGAUACAAAAAACGUGUUACUGCAGUCAACGUCACAAAGUAACAACAACAACAACAACAAUAAUAAUAAUAGCAGCAGCAGCACGGCGGAUAACUCAGCAUCAGGCUCAAGCGGCGCCACAGCUGUGGACACACCACCUGAGCUGCCACCCCCAAAGCAAAAGUCUGUAAAGAAUUCCAAAAACAAACAGAAACAAAAGUUGGCAAACAAAUCAAAAAUACCAAGAUCGCCUUCAUUGGCCAGCAGUCUAAGCAGCCUGGCCAGCAGCUUCAGUGGCAGCAUUAGCAAUAGCAACAACAAUAACAACAACAACAACGUGCCACCACAAACACCGCCGCUGCCAAGUAAUUAUCAGCAGCAGCAUAAAAACAAGUCGAAAUAUAUGAAUGGUGCGGACACUAGUGGCACGGCUAGUGCUGCAGCACUCGCCGCCUCACCCAUCAUGUCAAAUAGCAACGGCAACGGCAACAACAACAGCAAUGGCAAUGGCAAUAAAAAGUCUAGUCCAGCUGAUGGCGGCGGCGACGGCGGCGAUGGAACUAAUCUGGAACGGGACGCAUUGUCGGCAGUGGGCACACGACGUCCCCAUAUACAGAUAACUCCAAUGAACGAGGCAACUACACCAACAACUCCAAACUCAGCAUCACCAAAAAACUUUCAGUAUUUAACUUUAACAGUGCGUAAAGAUGAGAACGGCUAUGGCAUGAAGGUCUCCGGUGACAAUCCGGUUUUUGUGGAAAGCGUCAAACCUGGCGGUGCGGCACAAAUCGCUGGCUUGGUUGCCGGCGAUAUGAUCUUAAAGGUUAAUGGACAAGAAGUGCGGCUGGAGAAACAUCCGACUGUUGUGAGUUUGAUCAAAGCUUCAACUAUUGUUGAAUUGGCCGUCAAGCGCAGUCCUAAGAUGGUUAGGCCAACAUCAGUGGGUAUUGUGCCGACGACACCUGUGCUCUCUGGCAGAGAUCGGACUGCUUCCAUAACUGGUCCCCAACCUGUUGACAGCAUCAAGCGGCGCGAAAUGGAAACCUACAAGAUACAAACUUUGCAAAAAAUGUUGGAGCAGGAGAAACUAAAUCUGGAGCGUCUUAAAGGCGACACAAAUAAUCCCAGCUAUAAAUUAUCCGAGGCCAAUAUUCGCAAGCUGCGCGAGCAACUGCGACAAGUCGGCGCUGAGGAUCAAGCAACUCCAAGCGAUAGAAAUACUGAUUUACUAAUGACCAAUCAAAAUUUGUCUGCGUCCAAUGCCAUCAACACAACUCAUCACAAUCAGCAACUACAUCACUUUCACAACAACAACAACAGCAACAAUCAUCACCAGCAACAGGCUAGCACACCGCAACAACACUCUUCACCCGCAUUCCUAUCUCUACUGCCACGUUCACUCUCGUCCUUGUCGUUGGGCACGCGCAAGCAGAAAAUCGAUAAAGAAUUCCUGGGCUCUCCACUCAAUAACACCACGGAGCUGUUGCAGCGCACUCCCGAAGCCUUUAUGCCCAUGUCGCAGUCUCUCUAUCAUCACAAUCAGUUUACGCCCCGCACACCCCAACAGCAAUAUGCCUACCAGCAACAACAACAACAACAGCAGCAGCAACGCUUUAAGGAAACACCCAAGGCGGCGGGAUCGGGCUCAAAGGGUAAAAACAAAUUCUCCAUUACGAAGAGUUUUAUCGAAGAGGAUAUACCGCCACCGUUGCCGCAAAGAAAUCCCACAAGGCAACUGGCAUUGGAUUUGGGUAAUGCCAACAGUAUUCAUAUGCUAUCGCCCAUAUCGGAUCUAGAUCGUGCCACCAGUCCGCAGCCGAAAAACAAUAACAAUAAUAAUGGCAGUAAUAGCGGCAGUUCUAAAUCGAAGCGCUCGAAAAUCAAAACAAAAGCCUUGUCCGAUCCCAAAAUGACAACCCAAAUGUUUUUACAAAUGGAAAGUGGUGGAGCUGCUGGUGCUGGUGGCGCCGGCGCAGCAACUGGUGAUGAUAUGAGCUGUGCUGCAAGCGGCACUGACUGCGUACCGCCACCACUGCCACCCAGGCAGCCGGGCAUGUUGUCGGUGGAGGAGCUCAAUCGUGGCAGCUGUCAGAAUCUCAAUAGUGUGCGCCAAGCCAAGCCAAACUCUUUGGGCACUGUUUACAAUUAUCCACUUGUUGCCACAUGCACUGCUGUCCAAAGCGAUAAUAUGAAAGCAGCUUUUCCGCUAUCGCAACGACCCAAUAUUGUAAAACAGUUGCAACAGCAUCAACAGCAGCAGCAGCAGCAACAACAACAACAGCAGCAGCUUGGAGCUGCGUCUACUGCAGCUUUGGGACAAACGCCACAAUUGAGUCAAAUGAAACAUCGACGCGUAGGCUCUUCUCCGGACAACAUGCAUCCCAGGCAUCCAGAUCGCUUAAUAAAAACCACCUCUGGCUCUUGGGAGAUUGUGGAAAAGGACAACGAGAUAACGCCGCCAGGCACACCGCCACCGCCAUAUUUGACCAGCUCGCACAUGUCUGUACCUGAGGAUCCCAAUGAGCACUGCAGUGAGGGAGCUGGUGUCUUUAUAGAGUCACAUCACUUUACGCCCAUGGGAGCAACGUCAGCUGCGCAACCGGGCCCACAUUCCAGCCGCAUACACGCGGCUCAAUCUACAGAUACACAGAAAGAGAUUAUUUCAAUGGAGGACGAGAACUCUUCGGAUCAAGAGGAGCCUUUCAUUGAUGAGAACGGACCAUUCAAUAAUUUAACUAGAUUGCUGCAAAGCGAGAAUGUUGUAUUCCUGGCUGUAUUCCUCAACUAUGUGCUGUCAAAUUCGGAACCAGCUCCUCUGCUCUUUUAUCUCAUCACUGAGCUUUACAAGGAAGGCACCUCGAAGGAUAUGCGCAAGUGGGCUUAUGAGAUACACUCCACUUUCCUAGUGCCGCGUGCUCCUUUGUCUUGGUAUCGACAAGACGAAUCCUUAGCGCGGGAGGUGGAUAAUGUGCUGCAAUCCGAAUUUGAUAAAUUCGAAAUACUGCGCGCAGUCUUCUUGCGCAGCCGCAAGCGUGCUAAGGAUAUUAUAAGUGAGCAGCUAAGAGAAUUUCAACAAAAGCGCACUGCAGGUCUGGGCACUAUCUAUGGCCCGACCGAUGACAAGCUGGCGGAAGCCAAGGGCGACAAGCAGCGCGAGCAAAUUAUUGAAAAAUAUCUUAUGCCCAACUUGCAAUCAUUAAUUGAGGACUUUGAAAAGGACUUGCCAGUUGAAGAUGCUCGUAAACUUGCGCUGUGCUCAGCUCUCUCCACGGUUAUACAUCGCAUAUUCAACACACGCUCACAUCCCAACAGCAUUGUGGAUCGAGUGCAUCACUUUGUUAGUCGUGAAAAGAGUUUCAAGAGCCGCUUAAUGGGCAAAAAUCGAAAGAUGAAUGUACGUGGUCAUCCAUUGGUAUUACGUCAAUACUACGAAGUGACACAUUGCAAUCAUUGUCAAACGAUUAUCUGGGGUGUAAGUCCGCAGGGUUAUCAUUGCACAGACUGUAAGCUAAAUAUUCAUCGUCCCUGCUCCAAAGUAUUGGAUGAAAGUUGCCCCGGGCCAGUGCCGCAAGCGAAACGACAUCCGCACAACGAUAAUAAAAUUAGUAAAUUGAUGGAUAAAAUCAGACCGCGCACCAGCGAUUUCAUUGCAAAUGAGAAGCGUGCGCGGCAGGAUGAGGAUUUGGAUGCGGAUUUUGGCAAUGAUCGUGUGCACUCAUCUUCAAUUGUUCGUCAACCUUCAGAUCGCAGGCCCGAUAUAAAUAUAUCUCUACGCUCCAAUGGCAAUGCAUCCGCUAAUGCAUCUAUGCUUAAUAGCAGCGAUUUGCAGAGUUCCUUUCAUGGCGCCAGCGGUGGAAACGAGAGUGGAGUUGGAGCGGCUGCCUUUACAGGUAUUCCAGAUCACUCGGGGAGUAAUUUAGCAGGUGGCAUUGGUGCAGCCAGCGAUGCGAACCCAGCUGAGCCUACGGACAGCAAGGAUGCACAUGCACGCAGGGAAAGUUGUCAUGCUCACUAUAAAAGCGGUCCAGCAUCUGUUAAUCGUUCCGAGUCCUACAAGGAGCGGCUAUCAAAUAAACGCAAUCGCAAUAGUCGCCGCAAGACCUCUGAUCCGAGUUUAUCAUCACGCACAAACGAUGAUCAACUAGAUCUGGGCUUCUCGAAUUCAAACUAUACUGGAAGCUCCAAUUCUAGUCUGUCUUCGGGCGCUGGUUCGGAUAGUCUGAACGCGUCAAUGGAACAAGUUGCCGGUGGCAUAACUGGAGUAGCAGGCGUCAAUACUCAAGCACUGAGCAGUGCCGGGCAUUUGCAUCAGCACCAACAUCCUCAUCUACUUAUUCAGCAGCAGGCCAUACAGCACAGUCAACAGGAUUCGUUUCAGGGUAGCGUAGGUAGCGCUAGCAGUGCCAGUAAUACUAGUUUCUGGAAUAUCGGACAACGUCAGUAUAAUUUUGAGAGUGACGAUGAGGAUGAUCUGAAUGAGACCGAUUGGAGUUCGGUGGUGGCUGUUGAAUUACUCAAUGCACUUAGUGAUGCCGAAAAGAAACGCCAGGAGAUUAUUAAUGAAAUUUAUCAAACGGAACGUAAUCAUGUGCGCACACUCAAAUUGCUGGAUCGUUUGUUCUUUUUGCCACUCUUCGACAGUGGUCUGUUGACCCAAGAUCACCUGUUGCUGCUUUUCCCACCCGCUCUGCUCUCCUUACGUGAGCUGCAUGGCGCCUUUGAGCUAAAUUUGAAACAACGUCGCCUGGAACACAAUCAUGUAGUGCAGCACAUUGGGGACUUGCUAUCCGAUAUGUUUGAUGGUCAUAAGGGUAUAGAGCUAUGCGAUCACGCUGCUCAGUUCUGCGCCCGACAGCAAAUUGCUUUGGAAGCGCUUAAGGAGAAACGACACAAAGACGAGCAGCUACAAAAGCUGCUUAAGAAAUCCGAGUCUCAUAAAGCUUGUCGGCGGCUUGAGCUCAAGGAUUUGUUGCCCACCGUGUUGCAGAGGCUUACAAAAUAUCCGCUACUUUUCGAAAAUCUGUUUAAAGUGACAGUCCGUGUAUUGCCAGAGAAUACCGCCGAAGCUGAGGCCGUUCAACGCGCUUUGGAGUCAUCCAAGAGGAUUCUAGUUGAAGUCAACAAGGCUGUCAAGACAGCUGAGGAUGCACACAAGCUACAAAAUAUUCAGCGUAAAUUGGACAAAUCAUCGUAUGAUAAGGAGGAGUUUAAGAAGCUGGACCUCACACAGCAUCGUCUUAUACACGACGGCAAUUUAACGAUGAAAAAGAAUCCUAGUAUUCAGCUACAUGGCUUACUUUUUGAAAAUAUGAUUGUUUUGCUAACCAAGCAGGAUGAUAAGUAUUUACUGAAAAAUCUACAUACACCACUUGCUGUUAGCAACAAGCCUGUCAGUCCCAUUAUGAACAUUGAUUCGGAGACCUUGGUGCGUCAGGAGGCUGCUGAUAAGAACUCAUUCUUUCUGAUUAAAACAAAGACAUCACAAAUGCUUGAACUGCGUGCGCCCAGCAGCUCGGAAUGUAAAACCUGGUUUAAGCAUAUAUCCGAUGCAGCUGCUCAACAGCAUAAGCCACGACCUAAGAACACUAGCAGUCAAGAUGUACCUGGCGAUGAAUCAGUUGCCAGCUCUAUGCCACACUCACAUACAAGGGAGACACUAGAGCCCACGCCCGCGCAUCCUGCGAGCGCCACAGCAACUGUUACAACGACGCCUUUGGCUCCUUUGCUGCCAAUUGCAACAGUUACACCCGCUCCGUCACUUAAUGACAGCUUUAGUGGCGCUGGCAGCGCAACCUCAAUGUACAAUGGACGCAGAGAGAGCACGCUUAGUGACAAUGUCAGUGGCUAUAGCAAUGUAAUUUCCAAGCGCAAUGACAAUGAGUCUAGCAUAAAUCGCACUUUAUCGACGCGUAGCUGCGGUGAACCGAACAACACGCUCUCUGGCCAUGACUUAAGUAAUGUCGUCUCCUUGCGGCACACCCAAUCAGCACGUGAGGCUAACAGUGGUGGCGCUGGCAGUGGCGACACGAAUGUGGAGGAGCGUGGCAUGACUUAUGGCUUGGUGGGUGGUCAAUCGAAGCGCGACAGCGCUAGCAUUGUCUGCUCUAAUAAUUCUAACAAUACACGCACAUUACUCAUGCAGUCGCCACUGGUAGAGCCGACAGCAAUUCAAAUCAGCAUUAGUCCCGCACAUACGGCAGAGCCGGUGCUGACGCCAGGUGAAAAGUUGCGUCGUUUGGAUGCGUCCAUACGCGAGGGCUUGCUGGAGAAACAGCGCAUCAUAUGUGAUAUAUUCCGUUUGCCCGUGGAGCAUUUCAAUGAGAUAGUCGAUAUUGCCAUGAUGCCCGAGGCGCCAAAGGAUAGCGCGGACAUUGCCUUGGCUGCCUAUGAUCAGGUGCAAAUGUUAACUAAAAUGCUAAACGAUUAUAUGCAUGUCUCGUCAGAGCAAGAAAUAUCCGCUGUGUCUACAUCGGUCUGUGACCAUUGCCAUGAGAAGGAAAAAUUGCGCAGGAAUGUUACAAGCUCGCCCCCGCCACCGCCGUUGCCACCACCGAAUAAACAACAAGCACAAGGUCAAGAGCGUACGGCGAAGUUGAAGCGCAUGUCAAAGCAACAGACGCCUGACUUUGAGGAGGUUGCCAUACAUGAAGAUGACGAUGGAUAUUGUGAAAUCGACGAGCUACGUUUGCCAGCAAUACCGCCAAAGUCAACGCCACUGGCUCCACUAAAAACGCCAGCCUUGCCCACUGCAGACAAUACUUCCACAGUGCCAGCUGCUCCAGUUGCUGACAGUGGCAAUACAGAGUUACCCAAACUACAGUGUGUUAACAGCAUUCCUGAAGAAGCCGGCACAAGCAGUGAGCCACAGCAGGCAGAGGUGAUAGCGAUACAUGAAACUCCAAAGUCAGAUGAUGAUAAACAUGAAGCCGAUAGGGAAGAAACUAAUAUAAGUCAGACGCAAGCAGCUGAUCCCGAAAGCACAGCAGCAUUAACUGAAAAGCCUGAAGAAAUCAAAACAGACAAGAACGAUCACAUUGAGAUCAAUGAGGUGUAUGAUACUCUGGCUACGCUGAAUAAAGCAUUAUGUAUGGUUGAUAAUUCCACUCAAACGCAGGAAUCUACUCAAUCCAAUUUGAUAACGCAACGCUCCACAGUUGGCAAGGAGACCAGCACCACCAGUGCUGCACCAUCUGCUGUUGCAGCUGGCAGCAUGUGCGGACUUAAUCGUAUUCAGCACGCUAGCUCCUUGGAGCCAAGUGUGCCGUGUCAUGCGCUCAGCAGCAUUGUAAGUGUGCUGAAUGAGCAGAUUUCUUUACUUUUGCCCAAAAUUAACGAACGUGAUACGGAGCGGGAACGUUUGCGCAAAGAGAAUCAACACUUACGUGAGCUUUUGAGCGCAAUGCAUGAUCGUCAGCGAGUUGAUGCAACUAAGGAAACUCCAACCGAUAUCAUGACUAUUCUGCAAGCGGCUGAAACAGAAUUUGAAGAUGAUAUUGACGGCAUUUCCAAUACAUCACUGACACCAACACCCACGCCUUUACCUAUCACGACAGGCAGCAGUAACUGUAACAGCGAUAUUGAUUUAAAGGACUUGCCCAUGGACAUGGUUAACGAUUUUCUACAAAAUAUGAAAAGUAAUCCAAAUUUUGAGCGCGAGUUGGAAUCGCUGGCAGGGUCCUACAAGAUACCCGAGAAUUUAUCAAAUGCCGUUAAAGAAUACAAGGAAGAGGAGCAGCACGAUCAAAAAAUAGAUUAACCGAAACACAUGGAAGAUAAAGUAUAUACUACAUAUGUAUAUUAAGAAAUUAUUGUGACUUGCGCCAAAAUAAUGCGGCAUUUAUUGUUGGUGGAGCUACUUAGGCAUCUAUUAGGCAGCUUCAAGCAAUGCAUCCGACAGGUUAACCAUUUAUUUAGGCCAUGCAAUGGAUACAAAAUUGUUAAACUGGACAAGACAUUUUUGGAUGUUUUUAUAUAUACAAACAUAAACACACACAUAUAUAUGUAGAUUGACCAAUCUUUAGAUACAUACACUACUAUUUAUGUAUGUACUUGUUUCGAAACGUCAUAGUCCAAUUGAAUUGGCAGCGCCUGUGUUAAUGUGAAGCCUUAUUUAAAAUUUCAACAAAUUAUACUAAAAAAGUUUUACCAAUUAGUUUAGGUGUAUAGUUUUGAGGGUGAAAUAAGUUUUGAUAUACAAUGCAUACAUACAUACAUAUAUUCCAUUUAGCGACAUUAAAUAUAUCUAUACAAGUUAAUGUUGAUAUUUUUCUGAGUUAUACAAUUUAUUUUAUAUAAAAUC